AUGCUGCAAGAACGCAACCUCAUCCAUCGUAUUAACUCCACAGGCUAUGCUGGAUGCUGUGACGAAUUCACCACAUCCAUCGCACCCGCGAUCCUCCUACGGCUCACAUUAAUAUACCAUGGUGCUCAAUCCCACCUACCUAGCGCAGCGGACGCGAUCCUGUAUGUUUAUACCUAUUCCCCGCGCUAUCCUCGAGCAGGCACAUCGCUCCACAACUCACCUGAAAUCCAAAACAUGUACUCCCUCAGCCUCCCCGUCUCCGCCAUCCGUACGAAGAUCCGCCAGGAGUUCGAACGUCACCGAUACGUGAACCAAUUACCCGUCGUUGAUGUAUUAUUGUUCCAGAGCCACAGCGAAUACCAGGAAAUGUUGAACUACUGGAAGCAACUCUCACACGUCAUGAAAUAUUUCCGCGUUGAAGAAGAUCCCACUGCAAAACUGCCAAAGAACUUCAUGUCUAGGUUCCUGGAGGGCCGGAAUUAA
Molecule: messenger RNA, 483 nt
Organism: Paracoccidioides lutzii Pb01
Exons: 4
Coding region: 1-483 (160 amino acids)
Biological process (GO): response to oxidative stress
Source: RefSeq, a predicted model, not a curated record